AGCUGCUUCUUAACAGUGAGUUGUAUUAUACAGUAAACACUUUUCAGUUUUCACCACUUCUAAUAAACUCGUUAAACGCUUAAUCGGAAUUUCUUGAUAUUAGGUAGUAUCGGGUAGGUAAUGGUAAAUAGUUAUUGGAAAUCCCGUUGUUGAUGUUCAUUAAUGACUGUACUACUGUAGUGAUCACGGGCUGCUGUCACCUUUCAAUUUUUAUUGUUGAUCAACGAAUUGUUUUAAUUCAUUUGUUAUUCAUUGGAGUAAAUAUGGAUACUCAAAAAACAUUGGAUAGUUUCAUCAAAAGUAGAAAAAGGCCAACCAACGAAGAUGGUUUGCAUAAAAAGGAACUACUGAGCAAUACUUUUGGAAUAAAUAAACCAACUAGAAAAUUAUCAUUUGAUUCUGCCGUGCAGCAAACUGUUAAAAAGCAAAAGGUUGAUUCUGGUAUACAACAAGCAACUGACCAAAAUCUAAAUGCUUCUGCCGUUAAUAACAAUACAGUCGCUGAAAACAUUUUGGAGAAAAAAGAGACUGAAAAUAAAAAUGAAGACCGUUCAGAGAGAGCAACAACUCCAGAUCAAUCACCAUCAACUAAGGCCAAAUUACGUAAAGAAUUGGAUUUGGGCGAAUUUCGUAAAAUUGUUCGUCGUAAACACAACCUUAAGAAAUUACAAGAAAAGAUAAACUCAGUAGAACAAUCACAAAUUGAUCUUAACUCUGCAAAGUCUAAAGUAGAUGCUGCCAAAAGCCAUUAUUUAUCUUCGUUUAAAUCAGUUGAUCUCUUGGUUGAUACUAGUCCAGUAAAAGUUGGAUCAAGUCCAAUAAAACGAUCUCAACUUAAACCUACAGCCUUAUUCCUCACUCCAUCCCAAUCAAUGGUUAGUCCAAGGAAAGUAAUGAUGACCGCUCAGAUGACACAAGCCAAGGAAUAUGUUUCACCUAGAAAGUUAUUAGAUGAAGUAGGAUCUCUUUUGGCUAUGUCGCCGUCAAAAAGAUAUGCUGCAUUGGUUGAUUCUAAAGCAUUACCUUUGCCUUUGAAGUACCGUAUUUUGGAUGAAUUGUUCAAAGCUUUGGAAACUGUUUCAUCUAUGAUGUUUAGUAGAAAAGAAAAAAUAACUUUUAAUAAACUCAAACGUGGUGUUCAGCAAAUGACUAGAAAAAAUUUUACUGAGUUACAUUUGGCACAAAUUAAAACUGUUGUACCAGAUUUCUUUAAGUUUGCAUUAGUAAAAUCACCAAAAGAGAAAUCUAGUUUUGAAUUAGUGAUAACUCCAAAUUAUGGCUCGGUGAACGAAGAUAACAUAAACUUAAUUGAACUAACAACUCAGAGGAAAAGGGCAUUUUCUAAUGCACUACUUGACAUUGCAAAGGAGCACCAUGAAAAAUAUUUGAGUAAACUGAUUCCACCUAUUGUGAUUGACAAAAAUAAAAUAACCAGAUGGCAUCCUGAAUUUGAUGUUGAAACUGUGGAAGAUAUCAUUCCUUCAACAUUACCCAAAAUUGAAAUUAACAAACCAAAAAUAGUUACAGCAAAAGAUUUAUUGGACAAAUCUCAUGCAUUGUUUGUUUACAAUAAUCGUUUAAAUCGGACUCUUACAACAAUGAACAAUGAAAAUAAAAAUUUAACUGAAAAAAAAUUUCCUACAACAGAUGCAAAAAAUGCUUUAGAAGGAGCACUUAAAGGGAUUCCUAAAUCAUUUCUGUUAAAGAUUCAAGAAAAGCAAGCAGAAAAAGCUAAAGAAUUGAUGACACGGUCGGUGGGUCAAUUAGAUGAAGAUAGAAUGAUGAAUAGACUACCAGAUAUUGCAAGAAGGAUGCGUACCUAUUUUGUACAACUUCAAAGAAAUGUUAUGCCAUUCAAAAAAGUCAUCGGUCAAUUGAAGCAGAGUUAUCCAGAAGCCAUGACAGACCAGGAAUGGAAAGCUCACAUAAACCUUCUCCAAGAAAAAGUACCUCAUUGGAUUGUAUUAAAAAGCUUAGAAGGAAUUGAACACAUUCGAAUUGAUAAAAAAGUUGAAUUUGAAGAAACUGUAAUUAAAACAUUACAAAAAUAAUUUUGAUUUAACAGA
Molecule: messenger RNA, 2066 nt
Organism: Myzus persicae (green peach aphid)
Lineage: Eukaryota; Metazoa; Arthropoda; Insecta; Hemiptera; Aphididae
Product: DNA replication factor Cdt1-like
Exons: 9
Coding region: 153-2051 (632 amino acids)
Biological process (GO): mitotic cell cycle; DNA replication checkpoint signaling; DNA replication preinitiation complex assembly
Cellular component (GO): nucleus
Molecular function (GO): DNA polymerase binding; DNA binding
Source: RefSeq, a predicted model, not a curated record